AUGCUGAGGGGGAGUAGGCGGACGGAGGGGGGAGGGCAAGGCGACGAGGGCUAUAACGCGCAGCGGCAGCAGCAGCAAGGGGGAAAAAGUGCGCAGUGGCAGGCGGGGGAAGGGGGAGGGCGCGGGGAAGCAGCAGAGCGGGCGGUGGGAGGGGAAGGGGGAGUGAGUGGGGAGGCAGCGGAAUGGGUGGUGGCGGCAGUGGCGGAGAGUGUGGGGGUGGCGUGGGGGAGAGCGCGGCAGGUGGCGCGUGUGUGUGGGGGAGUGCGAGCGAGGAGAGUGUGGGAGAAGAUUGCUCUUCUCAGGAGCCUUCUCAACGCUGCCCCUGUAAAGACCACCCAAGCCAGCAGUCUUAGCGAAAGUUUCCCUUCCGACACCCACAGCAGUCCCACCAAUGGCAGUCUCACCAAUGGCACUCCCACCAGUGGCACUCCCACCAGCAACACUCCUACCAGCAACAGCAACCCUGUAAUUACCACCAGUAGCACCAACCCUGUAAUUAGCACCAGCAGCACCACCCCUGCCACUGCCAUGCCAGCCAGCAACGGCAGGAGUGGUAGGAGCGAGGGGCGAGGGGAUUCCUUGUGGGAAGCUGCUGGUGCUGGUAGUGCUGCUGUGGGCGAUGAAAGAAGGGAAGGGGAAAGAGGGGAGGAGGAGAGGGGUGAGAGGGGAGGGAGAGAAGAGGAGGAUAGAGGGCAUGAUAGUGGGGGAAAGGGGGAAGGGAGAGGGUUCGGAGUGGCUCCUGUUGGGCCGUUGAUUCAGCGUGCGAUCGGACGGCUGGCAGUGAUCGCGAGGGAUGAUGAUGUGCUGCUGCAGAAGUCUCUGGGCUUUUUCCAAAAGCUGGCAGCGCAGCGACGUGGAGUCGCGCUAUUGGACGACCCUUCCACUGCUCUGCCGGCGCUCGUUGCCGGUUUUCCGGAAUUUCUGGCGUGGGAGGAGGAAUCUUUUGAGUCGACUCAAAAGUCAACUCUGGCGUGGGAGGAGGAAUCUGAUGCGUCUGGCAAUGUGGAUGGGGAGGCUUUUGAGGCGCCUCAAAAGGAAUCUGAUGCGUCUGGCAAUGUGGAUGGGGAGGAUUGUCUAGAGGCAGAUGGAGAGAAGGUGGAGGAGGGAGAGGGGUUGCUGGUCAAGGGAAGGCAGGAACAAGUGAAGGGAGCGCUAGCAAGAGAGGGUAGUGAGGGGAAUGUUUGCCCUCUGUUUUGUCCCCUGUGCCGUUUCGGUAAAACCCCAUCCACCACCUCCCCAUCUGCUGUCUGCUUUCAAUCCCCCUCGCCGUCACAGCUGGGAGUGCGCCUGGGAGUGCGCGUGCGGGACCUGCCUCUAAUAAUCAACCGCUUCCCCCCAGUGCUCUCCCCGUCGGUCUUCCUCAACGCACCAGUGGUCGCCGAUGCCGUCACCAACACUCUCAAGUGCAGUGAAGACCUGCCCACUUCUUCCCCGUCGGUCUUCCUCAACGCACCAGUGGUCGCCGAUGCCGUCACCAACGCUCUCAAGGUGCCAAUCAGCAAGGUGCCAAUCAGCAAGGUCGACCCGAUGCUCACGCGCUGCCCCGAGCUGCUGUCUCUCACUCCGACCAACAGCAUCGCGCCAGCUGGCGUGUUCCUACAGGCCGUGGGGCUGACGCGCGGGGAGAUGGUGCGCGUGCUCUCUGCCAGCCCGUCGCUGCUGUGCCGGCCCAGGCACCAACUGGGGGAGGUGGGUCUGAUAGAAGAGAUGGGGGAGUCACUGGAUUGGCUACAAGAGAACCUCGCCAUCCCGUCCCACGAGCUAGCCCACCUUGUGUUUCGCUGCCCCGGCCUGCUGUGCCUGUCGCCCGCGGUGCUGCACGGCAAGGCUGCCUUCCUCACGGGGGAGGUGGGCGUGGUGGCAGCAGAGGAGGUAGCGCGCGUGGUGUGCCGCUUGCCUGAAGUUCUCACCAUGAGUGUCAAUUCUAUGCGGAACAGGAUCUCCUUCCUCUACUCCCGAGGCUUCUCCCGUGCUGACGUGGCAGCCAUGGUGGUUCGGUACCCACCGCUCCUGGGCUACAGUGUUGCUGCGGUGCUUCGGCCGAAGCUGGACUUCUGGCUCGAGGAGGAGGAAAAGGGGGUGGAGAAGAGCGAUGAAGGCACCCGCACCAGCGUCACCAGCAGCACCGGCAGCACCGGCAGCACUGGCAGCACCGGCAGCAGCAGCACAAGCAGUACGAGCAGCACGAGCAGCAGCUACUACCCGCGCUCGCGCUCCGACCUGGUGCUCUUCCCCAAGCUCUUCAGCUACUCCCUCGACUCCCGCAUCCGCCGCCGCCUCCGUGUGCUGGCCAGUCGCGGCCCGCCACGUGCACCAGCAAGUGAUGGUGGUGCUAGUGGUGGUGGCGGGGUCGGUGGUGUGAGCGGUGGUGCUGCAGCUGCUGCUGUGGGUGCAGCGUCAGGUACUGGCCUUGGUGGUGGUGAUGGUGAUGGUGGUGGUGGUGGCGAUGGUGAUGGUGGUGGUGGUGGCAGUGGUGGUCCUAGUGGUACUGCUGCUGCUGCCUUGCCGGCUCCAACUAGUGGUGAUCAAGCUGCAAGGCGUGUUCAAGGAACUGGCGCCACCCGUCCAGAUUCGCGUAAAAGGUUUCCUGCAGAAGCAGGUGUUUUGGAAAGAGAAGCCCCCUCUGGCGGAGCUUCCCUUGCCUCUGUGGCUGCCAGGUCAGCAGAACCCACUGCCAGGUCACCUGCCACUGGUGCCAGGUCAGCAGCCACCUGGGGAUCAAGGAGAGAUGCCAUGGACCCACCAGUAUUACCAGGAGAGGAGAAGAUCUCUCAGGAAGGGCGAAACUUUUCGGCUAGAAGAGCUGAUUAUUCACCUGAUGCCAGCCGUGGUUCACCGGAAGACGAACUUAACCGCGAGCUUGACUCAAUCCAACGGCGCACAGGCCCAGUCCCCGCCAAGAUCCGCCCGCGAAAUGCGGCGCAGUAUGCGGCGAAGGCCUCGCGCCGUCUCCAAACAGGAUCAACAAGCACCGCCGUCGCCGCACCCGCCGCCUUCGGAGACGGCGCUUUUGGCGCUGUACCCUGCUGGGCAUCCGAACUCGGAGACUCCGCGCGAUCUCCGGCGCGACCCCCGGCGUGGAUGACGGCCGGUCGAGGAUCCGCGAGCAGCAGCGGCAGCAGCGACGAGGAGAGGGAGGAGUCAGCUUACGGCGGAGGGUUGGGCGGAAACUUCUAUCCGUCUCCUAACGCGCGCGCGGAAACGGGUAGCGCGGGGAAGGACAGGCGGAAGAGCGCGGGGAGCGGCGGAAAGAAGCCGCGGAAAGCGUCGUUCCACAUCAGCCUUAGCAGCAGCGACUCUAGCGGCUCGGACGGGGAGGGGGAGGUUGGGAAUGGGGAACGGGUCGGCGGAGAUGGGGGAAAGCGGAGGGGAAGUUUAGGCGGGAGGGGGAGUGCGCUGGACGCGGAGAGGCCAGUGGCGCGGCCUGUGAGGCGGGCGGAGGCGGAACUGGGGGAGGUGGAGCGGAAAGUAGCUGCUGAGGUGGAGGAGGCUGAACUGGGGGAGGCGGAACUGGGGGAGGCGGAACUGGGGGAGGCGGAACUGGGGGAGGCGGAACGGGGGGAGGUGGAACCGGGGGAGGUGGUACUGGGAGAGGUGGAACUGGGGGAGGUGGAACUGGGGGAGGUGGAACUGGGGGAGGUGGAACUGGGGGAGGUGGAACUGGGGGAGGUGGAACUGGGGGAGGUGGAACCGGGGGAGGUGGAAGGGAAGGUCGCUGCUGAGGUGGAGGAGGAGGUGAGGCAGCGGCGGGUGCGGCUGGAGGGGAGGCUGAUGGAGGAGCGGGAGAAGGGGCGGGCAGCCGUAGCUGCGGUGGAGGCACAGCGAGAGGCGGUGCAGGCCACACUGGCUCGGCUAGAUAGGGAGCACUGGCAGGCCGUAGAAGAGAUGAGGGAUUCUCACAUCCGUCGGCUGUCUCAGGAGCACGAGCAGAAAUCGGAGGCUGGGGAGUCGCAGCUUCGGAGAGAGGCGGCGGCGGCAGAGGCUCGGCGCCGAGCCGAGAUCGAAGCUGAGCUUCGGGCAAAGCAGCAGAGGGAGAUGGAGGAGGAGAGGAGGAGGAAGGAGGAGGAGAGAAGAAGGAAGGAGGAGGAGGAGAGGAGGAAGGAGGAGGAGCGGAAGAGGGAGGUGCAGAGGCAGCAGCAGGAGGUGGAGGCGAGCAGGAGAGCAGCCCAGGCAGCAAAAGCAGCUGCUGAUGCAGCCGAUGCAAGAGCAGCAGCAGAGGUGGCACAGAGGAGUUCCAAAGUGCAAGUGGCAGAAGGGGCAGCAAAGGAGGCGGAGGCCAGGCUGACACAGCUGAAGGCGAUCUCCUUUCCCCAUUCCCUCUAUUUCCUCCCAACGCUCCAAUCAAGCAGUGCAGAGAAGUUCCAAAGUGUGACGCAGAGGAGUUCCAAAGUGCGAGUGGCAGAAGGGGCGGCGAAGGAGGCGGAGGCCAGGCUGGCACGGCUGAAGGCGAUGCGCGAUGAGAUCGCUCCCAUCAUGGCUGAUAAUGCGCGGAAGAAGGACCGCAAGACUGUGGAGCGGCGAAUCAUUCUGCUGGUUCAGCAGAUUUCAGCCACGCAUGACCAAAUCGCCAAAAAGUCUGCCGAUCUCACGGCUCUCUUGCGGGACCCAUCCCUUCCCCAGACGUUCGUCGCAAUUACCUUCGCCUCCAAGAUUCUAUCGCAGUGCGAGUCCCAAGUUACCAAGUUACCGCCGUUCGCAUUCGCUCUCGCGCAAGUCAUAGUGAACGUGUCCUCUCAGGCGCCCAUAGCCAUGGAGGCCUUGAUGGCAAGCCUGAAUGAGACCUGCAUCUACACCGUUCCACAGCACUAUGUCUUUUCCGAGGCCUCGUACACUUGUGAUGAUGCCUAUUAUCAUGAUUUGGGAUACCGGGAGGAAGAGGGAGAGGGCGGAAAGAAGAAGAUGGAGUCGACCGAUGCGUUUAUAGAGAGGAUGACAGGAUACAUCACACUCAUGGCUGCUAUAUGCCAGACCCUCCCACCACCUGGCACCGCAGUGCACCCCUUUGGCUUGUCCCAUGCGUGGCAGUGGUGUGCUCGGCUACUGAACCACCUUCCGGCCAAUCGAGCAUCGGCCACCACUCUGGAAGUGUUUCUCAAGAUUGCUGGUUACCGCAUGCACCUUACGUACCGCUCGCAGUUCCUGAAGCUGCUAAAUGUGGUGGGAAACGAGUAUAGGGGCAAGCUGCAGGCGCUGAACGAUGCUGACGUGGCGCCGGUGGUUAACCGAAUCGAGACAUACGUUGGUGUGCAGAGGUAUCUGAGGCCGCCUGAGGGGCUGGAGAUGCCGCUGCAUGAUAAGUCGUCGCAACUCAGAGCAUAG
Molecule: messenger RNA, 5319 nt
Organism: Closterium sp. NIES-65
Lineage: Eukaryota; Viridiplantae; Streptophyta; Zygnematophyceae; Desmidiales; Closteriaceae
Source: the annotation of a GenBank genome assembly